GGUUGUUUUGACGUUUGUGCCAAAAACACUGUUUAACAUUAGCUUCACGAUAAUAGAAUUGCGAUGCAUCAGAUGCAUUGGAUUUUAAAUUAAUUUUGGCGUUUGUUCGAUUCAAAUUAACGUUCCGGGCUAAAUUAUGGACGAUAGUAAUGAGUUUGAUAUAUACGAGGACUUGGAUGUUUUCGAAAGCAAUGAAAAACAGCGGGAAAAGAAUGCCGAUUACUCGGAGAUACGUGAGAAACUGACGGAAGCGCAGGAGGUGAUCAAAAGAUUGCAAGAGGAGAACGCCAACUUGAAAGAACAAAUUGUGAAUCAUCAAAAAGUUGAGGGAACAUUAGAGCGGAACAGCAGUAGUUUGUUGAUUACAGCUAAGGCCGAACUGAAGCGAAGAGAACAAGAAAUCCAUGAGCUACGCAAAGAAAAGGAUAAUAUUUUAUUCCGGCGUAGAGACAAGCUCCAUAAAAAUGUUCAAAUACAUAAUUUUGGUACGCAGUCACAAAUCACGUGUAAACCAUUCGUAGUGUAUGAACUGAAACGGGUCGAUGAUGCGCCAAAAGAAAGGUUGAUCGAACAAAAUCAUCGACGUGAUGAGAAUCAAGCUAGCAAUCCAUUUGCCAAGUCGAAGGAGAAUGAUAUCGAAAACAAGUCAAAUCAUAAGUCCAGAGAAUGUUUUGCUGAAAAGAAUGGAAACCAUCGACAUCAGCCCACGCCGCCACAGACACGGCAUCAGGAUGAAUACAAUUUGCGCGGGAAAUCGGCCACUCAACGAAGUAGAGACGAUGAACGACGGGAACAAUCCAAUGUUGAACGCUCAAAACGAAGACGAUCUCGGAGCGCAUCAAAGGAUCGCAAAAGAGCACGGCGGAGUCGAAGCCGUGAACAACAACGGCGACGAGAUCGCAACAAUCAUGAGCGAAACUCACCGGAGAAAAUAUCGCGCAAUCAGCGAGCGAGAAACGGUAGCAAAGAGAGUCAAAGCCCGAAACGAUCAACACGGUGUCAAAGCCCAAAGCGAUCCACAACUAAGCCCGAACUGGUGGAAAAACACUAUAGCAAACGCAAAACUGAUGAGGACAUAUCAAAGCGGCGUUCAUCAAAGGCCAAAUCUGAACCGGACAAAAUGCUUAAAGUAAAAGAAGAAAAAGUAAAAGAGAAGGAGAGUCUAAAUCAUUGUGCCGUCCCCGUUGACUAUUCGAAAGAUGAUGCCAAAAAGGAAAAUAGUACUGAUGAAAAGCCAAUCAACACAAAUUGGGUUGAUGUGAAUGGUGAUAAUGGAUUGGAAGAAGGAGAAAUCGAUGAGUAUGAUGCUCAACAUGAUGAUGAGAUGAAGAGUCACAAUGAAGAAGUUAGUCAAAACAUGGCUGAAUCUCAGAUCCUACCCACAUUACACAAUGUCAAACCGAAGCCAGAGGUUGUUAAGCCAAAGAUGGAAAUAAAUUCGCCGAAGAAAAUACUGAAAAAUGAUGAUCCUUCCGAGAAAAUCGACGAGAUGAACAACAAAGGAUCGCUGCCGAUUCGUGUUGAUAAUCAGCACGUGCUAGAGUCAAAACCAGAGCCACAACCAAAACCAGAGAUUGUUGAAGUACACCCGGAUCUAGAAGAUAAAGUUGAGAAAAAAUCAAAGUGUCAGCCGGCCCAAUCUUUGGAUGGAAACGACAAUAAAUCUCACCAACAUACCAACGUUGAAGAUGAAACGUUGAAUGGUAAUGAUGGUGGUAUGGAAGGUAUUGAAAUGAUGUCAAACGUACAGAGCGAAAGAGAUAUGCCUCCGGAAAAGACAGAAAAUAUGGAGGUGGAUGCACCCGUUGAAAUGAAAAACAAUGAAAACCAUGUUCUAAAUAUACAAGCUUCCAGAAUAGAAGAACCGAAACCAGAAAUUGACACGGUUAAAAAUCUCAUUAAAUCAGACGAACCAUCUCCAACAGCCAUCAAUGUAACUGAUGUCCCAAGUCUGAACGAAACUACGCCAUCUUCAAACAAUAGCAUAAGUCUAACGAACGAGCACGGUGAAAGCAAACGAACAGCUACGGCGAAUGGUUUAUCCGAAGGCAUUUACAAUAGUGUACUCAAUACCUCCGGCAACAAAUCGGUCAAAAACAUUUCGACCAGCACAAAAGACUAUCUUAUUGUGGAGAACGAGAACAACGAGACAACCAUUUACGUUACACGAAAGAAGAAGAAGAAAAAGAAGAAAAGCCUCGAAAACGUGUAAUUCGAUACACACCGAUCAAUUGUUAUUUGUUUUCAUUUUUUACUAUAGCCAAAAUUGCAAAACAUGUUUUCAUUAUUUAUUUUUCAAAUAAAAAAUGAUUAGGUAAAUCAUAAACUAGGCAUGAAACAAA
Molecule: messenger RNA, 2342 nt
Organism: Sitodiplosis mosellana (orange wheat blossom midge)
Lineage: Eukaryota; Metazoa; Arthropoda; Insecta; Diptera; Cecidomyiidae
Product: TRAF3-interacting protein 1-like
Exons: 4
Coding region: 137-2212 (691 amino acids)
Source: RefSeq, a predicted model, not a curated record